AUGACUGCCGUGGAGAAUCUGUUCGGGAUCAACCAAACUUACCUCGACAUGAAUGGUUCAUGGAGUUACACUCCACUACAUCGAGCAUGUAGGCGGGGUUACAUUGAUAUUGCCAAGCACCUUGUCAAGUGUAAAGCCAAGGUGGACAAGACUGAUUCGUAUGGUGGCCUUCCUGUUCAUCACGCUGCUGAGAAUGGACAUCUGGAAGUCGUCAAGUAUCUACUAGAUGUCCAGCCCGACAUGGUCUCCGUAGAGACCACAAACGGUUCCCUUCCUGUUCAUCGCGCUGCUUACAACGGACAUCUGGACGUGGUCAAGUAUCUAGUAGAUCUCCAACCCGACACGGUCUCCGUAAAGAACAAAGACGGUGCCCUUCCCGUUCAUUACGCUUCUCAGGGUGGACGUCUGGAAGUCGUCAAGUAUCUACUAGAUCUCCAACCCUACACAGUUUCCGUGAAGGGAAUUGACGGUGACCUUCCUGUUCAUUACGCUGCUAUGGAGGGACAUCUGGACACGGUCAAGUAUCUACUAAAUCACCAACCCUACACAGUUUCCGUGAAGAACACAAAUGGGAGAACUCCUCUUAGUGAAGCAGUGUACUGUGGGGGAGCAGAUUGUGUACCCUACUUGCUGGAAGUCACCUGGAUCAAGCUAGCAUAUGAUGAGGCAAAGGAGAUUGUGGAGGAAGCCAGAAGGAUAGCUCAAACCCGCGGAGAACCGCAAGCAUUGGACUUGAUUAAGACCAGCUUGAUACGUGAAGAGUUUGGUGUUGAGGGUUACACUGAUCCUACUGAACUGAUUGCCAACGUGUGUGGAGCAGAAGGUUCAGGAAAAUCUACCUUCAUUUCAUCCUUCACAGCAGAAGGUUUCUUCAAUAAACUACUACGUCAGGAGAAUCAACUGGACCUGAAGGCAAAAGAUUUAGCAUCCCGAACAAAGGGAAUUGAAGAAACCAUUUACAACCAAUCGCAGGUGAAGGUGCAUUUUCGCGACUUUGCUGGUCAAGAACAUUAUACCGAGUCACAUGACAUAUUCACGGUUGCCAUGACAGCACCAUCUGUUGCCGCAAUAGUGGUGGACGGCACAGAGUGUGUUGAUGAGAUCACACAGACUGUCGGUGCAACUGCCGCCAAUAUAGUUUGUCGCCUGUCUGCACCUGAUCAUGGUUCUCUACCGACUGUGCAACAAGAACAAGAACAGCAGCAGCGGCACCACCACCACCAGGAAGAUCUGCAACAGGCGGAGAAACUUGAUGUCAUCGCAAUUGCCACACGAGCUGACCAGCUAACACCAGAAAAGCGCAUUGAAGUGGAGAAGGCCAUAAGGAGGGGAAUGAAAUCAUUCUCUCAGCGCUUGGAUCUCUCCAUUGUGAGAGUAGUGGACGCUAGAAAGUCCAACAGUUCCAGCAUGAAUGAUCUAAGAAGUGAAUUCAUGCACUUGAUCAAUCGAGUGUUGGCGAAGUCCCCAAAGCAACCGCGUUUGCUGCAGAAGGCUCGGAAGCAUUUGGAUGAGGUUCAGGCAUCGAUGCCCAAUCCAUACUGUUCAAGAGCCGAGUUUGUUGCGGCAUUCAAGAAGGCAAUCCAAGGAACCAAAGAGGCACUGCCGAAACGACUCACUGAGCAGAUCGACAGCUUUCUACGCGUCCUGACUGCUUACGGAUAUGUCAUCACAUUCCCAGAGCUGAAUGAUCUGGUGGUUCAUCAGCCUCGCUGGCUCCUGCAGGACGUGAUCGGGUUUAUGUACUCGUCCAACGUCUUCCCCCACCGCCCUGAUGGCAUUGCCAGGGAAUACAAGAUGAGUGAAGAGGAGUUCGUCCGUUCACUGACUGCCUUCACCAAAGUCGGUGAGAAAGCUCCGCUCUGCGUGCGUAUGGUUCUACAGCUCGGCUUGUCCAUCCGCUAUCAGAAGGAUAUCCUUGCUCUCUCCCUGUUUCCCGAGUGCACACAGCCAUUGAAGGUGCACAGAGCCUUCAUGACCUCACAAGUGAUGGUAGGUUCUGUGUAUACCUGCAAUGGCUGUGUGCCAUUCUCAUCUGGUCUCAUUGUUCAAUGCCAAGCACGUGUAUACGACUACUCCGCCUGCUUUUUCGCCAGUACUGAUCCCAUGUUCUUCAAGAACACCAUCAUUGUCCACCCGUAUCCGCACACAACAGCGCUGAUUGUGUUUUCGUCCGACCGUCAGCGCUGUUGUAUUGCAGUGACGUCCAGUUGCGGUACGUACCUGCCAGUGGUUCACCACGUUCACUGGUUAUUUCAAGAUCUUUUCCUUGACCUACUGAAGAGAUACAGUCGUGGUACUUCGGUAGAGCCCACAGUACUCAGCCUGUGCAGCAUGCGUCAGCUUAUCCAGCAAUCCGCUUCACCAGCUGCCAUCUGUCCAGUGGUUGCUUCCUACUCGUCCGAAGCCGUCAUUCUUGCCGCAAGCAGUGUGCAAAGCAAAGAUGUCAAGGACGCCAGCGGCGUGUUCGUUGACUCGGUGCAGGAUCUUCAUCACGUUCCUGCCACGCAUGUCAGUAUGCUUCCUGCCACAUGUACUGAUCGCCUGGAGAGUCUGCGAGAUUCCGCAUUCCUUAGCGAUCUCCAAUCAAGCCUAGAUGUGAGUGAGAGGGAAAUCAGCCGACUUGGUGGCCCCCAAUCAGUGUCGCCCGCUGGACCCAGUCGGCUGAAUGCCUCGCUGGUGUUGUUGGCAUGGUGCCGACAAUCUCAUCGUCACACAUCUACUGUGCUAUACAGCAGGUUAGCUCAGCACUGCUUUUCUUCGCCAUUCUCCGUUUUCUACCGAGAGAUCUGCAGGAUGAUGGUGGAGAAUGAGAACAUGCUGAUGGAAGCAUUCCCGGACAUCAUCACCUAUGAACAGCGGCAGUUGAAGGAGCAAGAACGUCUUCGUUGUCAGGCCGACAAUGUUCCAUUGGCGGAUGAUUGGUUCUCGACUGCACCCAAUACGGCAUUCCUGGGCCAGAAUCCCUGCGUGGGAAUGCUACGAUCUCACCUCCAUGCAAUGCGUGUUACGGAUAAGCUGAUCGUGGACUCCGAUCACUACACUCUGGUCCAGGAAGCUGAGGUAGCAGCAGAGUUGCUCACAUCAACAGUAGCACCAGCAGCAGUAGCACCGGCACCAGCAGCAGCAGCAACAGCAGCAGCACCAGCAACAGCAGCAGCACCAGCAGCACCGGCAGCAGCAACAGCAGCAGCACCAGCAGCAGCACCAGCAGCAGCAGCACCACCAGCACCAGCAGCAGCAGUACCAGCACCAGCAGCAACAGCAGCACCAGCAGCAGCAACAGCAGCACCACCAGCAGCAGCGCCAGCACCAGCAGGAGCACCAGCAGCAGCAGCAGCACCGGCACCAGCACAAGCAGCAACAGCAGCAGCACCAGUAGGAGCACCAGCAGCACCACCACCAGCAGCACCAGCAUCACCACUGACUGUAGCAGAGAGUGAAGCUGAUCCAUUUGAGGAUGACUCAUUCACCGCACAUAUACUGCCAAAGUUGUACAAGAUAUCUUGUGAUGUACUGCGGCAAAGCGUUCAGGCACAAGGACUCCUGAGUGGUUUUGAUACCCUUCGGGAACUAAAGCGUGCUGAACAAUAUGAAGGUGUAGAGAGUCAUCACCUGAAGUUGAUUGGAUACAUCCGUGCUGGAGAGCGAGAUGCAUACAGAAAGCUGUGUGCAGCAGUGGGAAACCUCAACUUGCAAGAUCUGCACAACACCAUGCUAAGGCUACUAUAGUAGGAAGUCUAGUCAUGAUGUGAUUGUGCAAGACUGCUUUCUCCCAGCACUCCAUGUACAUCACUGUUCAGAUUGUGCAAGACUGCAUUCUCCCAGCACUCCAUGUACAUCACAACAGUCAUACUCACACAGCGGACAGAACUCGUUGCCCGUGUCCCGGUAUGCUUGUUUGUGUCGUUCUUCCCCUGCCACUGCUCUGCCCUAUGCAACGUGUGUUCUUUUUCCUCAUCUACACAUGUAUCAUAUUGUAUUCUUGAGUUGCUUGCUCACCAGUUGUGGAUAUGCUCCAUAUGUACUGUAUUCUUUUGAAGGUGACCGUCCUUGAGAAUAUUUUCUCAAACAGCAGCUCCACCACCUCUGCACCCACCCCCCUCCCCAUCUUCCCUCCUCUCUCCCAAUCCCACACGCGCACACGCGAGCAUGUGCGCACAUACAUAAUUUGUUCUAUUGGUUGCUGUCCUUGCCAAGACUGCUGGUAUGUUUCCAUCGACUGUGUUUUUUUGCUAAUACAUGUACAUUGUAUACAUAAAUGCAUGUACAUGUAUACAUAAAAUGUUCCUACUAUCUAAAAUUCAAUUUGGUUUCCUCUAGAGCAUUUUUUUUUGGUCUUAUUUCUUUCCAGCUACAUCUCUACAUAAAUGUCCCUAAUCUUUAAAAUUCAUUUUGGCUUGCUCUAACGCACCUCUCUAUUUGCUGUGACAAUUGCACAGUAUUCUUUUCAUUUUUCACUUGACUUUGUUCACAUUUUUGCAUUUGCCCACAUACAUAAUUUGUUAUAAUUGUUUGCUGUGCUCGCCAAGACUGCUGGUAUGUUUCCAUCGACUGUGUUUUUUGAAUAUUUUCUCAAACAGCAACUCCCCCACCUCUGUCCCCACCCUCCUCUCUUCCAAUCCCACACGCGAGCACGUGCGCGCAUACAUAUCUUGUUAUAUUGUUUGCUGUGCUUGCCAAGACUGCUGGUAUGUUUGCUAAUACAUAUACAUGCCUGUACAUGUAUACAUAACAUGUUCCUACUCUUGAAAAUUCAAUUUGGCUUACUCUAGAGCACCUUUCUUUUGUUCUUAUUUUUUGCUGCUACAUCUGACAGUCAUGUGUACAUAAAUGUCCCUAGUCUUUAAAAAUCAUUAUGGCUUGCCAUAACGCACCUCUCUAUUUGCUGUGACAAUUGCACAGUAUUCUUUUCAUUUUUCACUUGACUUUGUUCACAUUUUUGCUUCCGCUGAGACUUCUGUUGACCCUGUAUUGAACUUGGCAGCUGAACUUCAUCUCCUUUCCUUGUUUUUUUUAAAUGCCUGAACAGAUCAUGACUUUUGUCACUUCUCCA
This is a messenger RNA of Sycon ciliatum, 5053 nucleotides long. RefSeq lists its product as uncharacterized. The record is from RefSeq and is a predicted model, not a curated record. NCBI's taxonomy places the organism in Eukaryota, Metazoa, Porifera, Calcarea, Leucosolenida, Sycettidae. The coding region runs from base 1 to 3729 and encodes 1242 amino acids. The transcript is spliced from 19 exons. Gene Ontology annotation, molecular function: protein binding.